CGCCGAGGUAGCAGGAACCUUGACAGUGAAUUGACGCAUUUGCGUUAUGAUUCUAGGGAUGUUCAGAAAAUUUGUUUGUAGAUGGAAACCUGAUGGAAACCCUGCGGAAACAGGCUCUGAGAAAAAACAAUGAGUCCCAAAAGCGGGCCGGAGCAUGCCGGAGCUUCGAUCACUAGAGCAUUUAGACGCCCGUUGAUUCAACACCUAACCAAACACACUCGGUUUCAACCUGAUUUACCUUUUGUCGACAGAUCUUGCAUUACUGUCGACUUCAAGAUGUCUACCUUUAGCUUCGAUGACUCAGAAACUUGCUCUCAUUUGGCUGGCGACUUUACAGGCGAUGUAGAAACCAAGUAUCGACGAGUUGUCACCUGGAGUGUUGCGCGCCAUACAAAUGGCAAGAGUCUCGCUAAACGCAGAAAGAUGGCAGCGCCUACUUGUGGUACCUGCAAUAUCACAUUGGUCCGCCCCUUCGUGUGUUUACACUGUUCAUACUCGGGAUGUUGGGCGAGUUCGCAUGUCGCAGACCAUUUGAAGCAGAGCUCUCAUAAGUUCUGUGUGGACGUCAGUUCGGGAGCCGUAUUCUGCUCCGCCUGCGAUGAUAUAGUACACAAUCACGCUUUAGACCGGACAUAUUUAGAAUCCCAUCUUAGAGCUGAAGAAAGACGAACAGUGGCGAAGAUACCCCGAGAGCCGUUCAAGUUUUGGGACCCUUCAACAGAUACAGAUGAUGCAUCUGCCCUCGAAGGAAUGGUGGCGAUCCCUUGUCAAGGACGCCGAGGUCUGCUGAAUCUAGGCCAAACGUGUUACCUCAACGUUAUUCUCCAGUGCUUCGUGCAUAAUCCAUUACUCAGAAACCACUUUCUCGGAGACAGACACAACCACAAACUGUGCAAGAUACAAGAUUGCGCUUGCUGCGAGAUGGACAAACUAUUCGUCGAGAUGUACUCCGAAGAUACUACCCCAUUCGGUCCUGUCUCGUUCCUUGCGACAACCUGGCGCAAAUCCACAGAAUUGGCAGGUUAUGCCCAACACGACGCUCACGAAUUCUUCAUCACAUCUCUCAAUCAUAUUCAUAGCAACUGCAAAGGUUCAACCAAUAUAUCAUGUAUCUGUAUCAUCCACUCUACUUUUGCUGGUCAACUCCAAAGCGACGUUAAAUGUGAACGGUGUGGGAAUGUUACAAGCACCGUGGAUCCAAUCCUCGAUGUCAGUCUAGAGUUGAAGGAAAAAGUAGUCCGCGAUGACAAGGGCCAUCUUAGUCUUGGAGCAUGUUUGCGAAAGUAUACCCAGCCCGAAAAACUGGGACCAAAGGAAUAUACUUGCAGCAAAUGCGGAAAAGGCUCUAGUGCUAGCAAGAGGCUUAGCUUUCGCAAACUACCGCCCGUGCUAAGCUUCCAAUUCAAGCGUUUUGAACACAAGGGUUUAGACAAGUCGGGCUCCGCAAGGAAACUUGAUUCUCCUGUUCGUCUUCCUGCGAAUCUGGACAUGAUGCCAUUCACGAGCAUGAACGUGAAAGACAACGACAAGGAGAAUGCUGGGCCACCUGUCAUGUAUCAGUAUGAACUUUUCGCUGUUAUCAACCAUGAAGGACAGAUGGACAACGGGCAUUAUACUAACUUUGCUCGGUUGAAUAGCGGGUGGUACCGCUUUGACGAUGAUAAAGUGACACUCUCAAGUCUUGGUGCAUGCUUGAAAUCUACGCCAUAUAUGUGUUUCUACGUCAAAAAACAUCUUGAAUACAAACCUCACAUAACACCCACCUACAUACGCACAAGAGAGACAGAAGCAGUGAGGGAGAAGGCACUUGAGCGGGAAAAGGAAGCAGCACGGCAAAAAGAGCUCGAUGAUGCGUUAUUGGCGACCGUGUAAUGUACACGCUAUGAUUUAUAUUUAAGGAUGGAUUGGACAUGGACAUAUAAGUAGAU
This is a messenger RNA of Lentinula edodes (shiitake mushroom), 1928 nucleotides long. Its product is annotated as cysteine proteinase. The record is from RefSeq and is a predicted model, not a curated record. Gene Ontology annotation, molecular function: zinc ion binding; cysteine-type deubiquitinase activity. Lineage: Eukaryota; Fungi; Basidiomycota; Agaricomycetes; Agaricales; Omphalotaceae. Bases 130 to 1872 code for a protein of 580 amino acids. The transcript is spliced from 11 exons. Gene Ontology annotation, biological process: protein deubiquitination.